Molecule: messenger RNA, 1953 nt
Organism: Pipistrellus nathusii (Nathusius's pipistrelle)
Lineage: Eukaryota; Metazoa; Chordata; Mammalia; Chiroptera; Vespertilionidae
Source: the annotation of a GenBank genome assembly
AUGGGCCCCCUCAACCCGCAGCUGCUGAUGGAACGGGGGCAACCCAAGAGCCGCCGACUGGGGAGGAUCCGGAGCCUGGACCUGUCAGGACUGGAGCUGCACUCAGAGCACUUGGACCCCAAGCUCCUGAGCCGCCUGAAGCAGCUGCAGGAGCUGGACCUCUCCAACAACCAACUGGAGGUGCUGCCGGACAACCUGGGCCUGUCCCACCUGCGCGUCCUCCACUGCUGCAACAACCAGCUGGGGGAUGUCACUGCCUUGUGCCAGUUCCCGAAGCUCGAGGAGCUCAGCCUGGAGGGCAACCCCUUCCUGACAGUCAACGACAACCUGAAAGUCUCCUUUCUCCUGCCCAAGCUGCGCAAGGUCAAUGGCAAAGAUGCUUCCUCCACUUCCUCUCAGGUGGAGAACCUGAACCGGGAGCUGACCAUCAGAGUGACAGCUCACUGGGAGAAGUUCAUGGCCUCACUGAGCCCUGAAGAGGAGGCUGAGAAGGCCCGGGCGGACUUCGUGAGGUCUGCUGUCAGGGAUGUGCACUACGGGCCCGAGUCCCUCAGCGAGUUCACUCGGUGGCGGGUGCGGAUGAUCUCUGAGGAGCUGGUGGCCUCUGGUGGGACCCAGGUCCGUGGGGCAAACAUCCCAGAGAAGUCCCCAAAAGCCACAGCUGUCCAGGAGCCCAGGGCCAGGCCAGGGGCCUGCAAACGGCCAGGUGAUGCCCCACUCAACUUUUCUCCCUACAAGCGGGUGUGCACCUCCCCAUCGGCCCAGGUGGAGGGCCGCCCCACGGGCUCCGAUGGCAGCCAGCCUGCCCUGAAGCUGGAGCCCCUGCACUUCCUGCAAUGCCACAGCAAGAACAACAGCCCCCAGGACCUGAAAACCCAGCUCUGGGCCUGCGCCUUCGAGCCAGCCUGCGAAGAGGGGCAUACAGGGUCCACAUCCCAGUCUGUGGCCACGUGUGGCGGGGAAGCUGUGUGUGUGAUAGACUGCCAGACGGGCAUCGUUCUACACAAGUACAAGGCACCUGGCGAGGAGUUCUUCUCCGUGGCCUGGACAGCCCUGACGGUGGUCACACAGGCAGGCCACAAGAAGCGCUGGAACGUGCUGGCGGCUGCAGGCCUCCGGGGCCAGGUCCGGCUGCUGCAUGUGCGAGCUGGCUUCUGCUGUGGGGUCAUCCGGGCCCAUAAGAAGGCCAUCGCCACCCUCUGCUUCAGCCCCACCCACGAGACCCACCUCUUCACGGCCUCCUACGACAAGCGGAUCAUCCUCUGGGACAUUGGGGUUCCCAAUGAAGAUUACACAUUCCAGGCCAGCCAGCUGCUCACACUCGAUAGCACCUCCACACCCCUGCGCCUCUGCCCCGUUGCCUCCUGCCCAGAUGCCUAUCUGCUGGCUGGCUGUGAGGGUGGCUGCUGCUGCUGGGACGUGCGACUGGACCAGCCUCAAAAGAGAAGGGUGUGUGAAGUGGAGUUCAUCUUCUCUGAGGGCUCCCAGGCAUCUGGCCAGAGAGUGGACGGGCUGGCGUUUGUGAAUGAAGAUGUCGUGGCCUCCAAGGGGAACGGUGGCCUGGGCACCAUCUGCCUGUGGAGCUGGAGCCAGACCUGGGUGAGCCGGGGCAGCCAGUCUACAGUGGCAGUGGUGGUCCUGGCUCGUCUGCAGUGGUCACCAACCGAGGUGGCCUACUUCUCACUCAGCACUUGUCCUGACAAGGGCAUUGUGCUCUGUGGAGAUGAGGAGGGCAGCGUGUGGAUCUACGAUGUCAGGCACCUCCUGAUGCAGCAGCCUCCACUGCCGGCAGCCCCGCAGGCCCCCACACAGAUCCUUAAGUGGCCCCAACCCCGGGCCCUCGGCCAGACAGUGACCAGGACCAUGGUGAACACAGUGGCGGCCAACCCCACCUUUACCUACCUCACCGCUCUGACAGACUCCAACAUUGUAGCCAUCUGGGAGAGAUCCUAG